UACCAUGUGCAAUAGGCCUAUAAUAGGCCUAUUAUAGAUGUUGGACCAAAUGUGCUACGCAGUUUAAGUCCGGGUUAAGUUGAGCUUACCAUAUUUUCCUUUCCAUAACUUGGAGUUUAAAUUUUCUGAACGUUCUGACCAAAGUACAUCCACCUGCCGAAAACGAAGAACAUUUGGUUUGCUGACCUGCCCCAUGUUUUCUUUCAUAACAGCUGGCUGCCCCACUGAGCUGUCAAAACAUCGCUAUCCCGAUAUACAAAACACUUGCACGUGCGAAGUCAAUUCCUCAAUACAAAUCGCGCUCCUGCUGGUCAGCCGAUUACCGUUCCGCGCAGCUUCAACCCAAUUUCCUUUCUAUAACAUGAUGAGUACCGACGACGUCGAGGACCAACCUAAAGUCCCUAGCUUGAAAGACCAGAGGUUAGGAUUAUGCGAGGCAUGCAAUGCGUGUGCCGCUCAAUACACUUGCCCACGUUGCGAGGUUAAAACUUGCAGCUUAGCGUGCUUGAAUCUGCACAAACAAGAGCUGAAAUGUGAUGGAAUUAGAGACCGCACAAAGUACAUUCCGUUGGUGAAAAUGACUAGAGUGGAUCUCAUGAAUGAUUACUACUUCUUGGAAGAAUGCACCAAAUUCGUGCAGGAUCGCAAACGGGAUCACAGAAAGCGGUUUACGUGUAUCAACAAAUAUCUACCGAACCAUUUGGCCCGACUUCAGCGCGCGGCUUCGACUCGUGGAACAUGUUUGAGGUUUAUGUUGCAACAUUUCAGCAAACGUCAGAAGAACACCACCUAUCUUGAUUUCAAAAGUGGAAAAAUUAUGUGGCGCAUCGAGUGGUGUUUCCCAGAUGGUAGUGAGACUUUGGCCUUUGUAGAUGAAAACGUGAGCGAAGAUUGCAAACUGCACGACAUUGUAGAUAAAUAUUUGCAACCAGCGGGGAAAUCAAACAUCCCGGGAGCAACCAAACUUGUCUACUACCAAGCGCGAGGAAUUUCGGCGGUCUCGUUGCUGCUCAAAGCAGAAGGAAUUAAGCAAUGUCGGGACCGCACGAUACAGCUUAAUAUCAACGAUACCCUUCACGAAGCUUUACGGGGAAAAACUGUGGUGGAAUUUCCAACGAUUUACGUCGUGUUUACCGACCAUUUAGAUCAAUACGAUGUCGUCGAUAGUGAAGCCGAUAUGGAGGUGGAAAUGCAACAAUACAAUCGCUUCUUACGCGACAGCCAAACACAAACGGGCCGUUGUUCGAAUCUAGGAAACAUAGAGGGUCGGCUAGACAAAAUGAAAAUAGAACAGCUAAAUCAACCGACUGAGAAUGAUGGGGAUGAACUACACGACACAUCUUGUAAUUACCUUUUUAGCGAUGAAUCAUAUCUGAACCAAUUGUCAGAAUCAGAUGGAGAGUCAUCGAACGAGAACGAAUCAACUAUGCCAAAAAAACCUAAAUCAGAAUCUUUCAACUCUGGUGGUGAUGAAAAUAUUAACACCACGUCAAGCUAAUUGCAUGGUUUGAUGACCUGUUUGCAAAUCAGUAUCUUACGUUUUGGUUAUUUGCUGCAAUGGUUACAUGUAAAUAGUAUGCAAUAUAUAACAUGAAGUUAAAAGAAAUAAGUGAAAAUAUAAUAGAAGUCUAUAUAACCGCA
Anopheles stephensi (Asian malaria mosquito) is the source of this 1641-nucleotide messenger RNA. RefSeq names its product box C/D snoRNA protein 1. Gene Ontology annotation, cellular component: nucleus; pre-snoRNP complex. The record is from RefSeq and is a predicted model, not a curated record. Bases 194 to 1498 code for a protein of 434 amino acids. The transcript has 2 exons. NCBI's taxonomy places the organism in Eukaryota, Metazoa, Arthropoda, Insecta, Diptera, Culicidae. Gene Ontology annotation, biological process: box C/D snoRNP assembly; snoRNA localization; maturation of LSU-rRNA from tricistronic rRNA transcript (SSU-rRNA, 5.8S rRNA, LSU-rRNA).